Messenger RNA from Empidonax traillii (willow flycatcher), 568 nucleotides. RefSeq names its product regulator of G-protein signaling 3-like. Gene Ontology annotation, molecular function: protein binding. Gene Ontology annotation, cellular component: plasma membrane; nucleus. The transcript has 4 exons. Gene Ontology annotation, biological process: signal transduction. The annotation marks the transcript as partial. The record is from RefSeq and is a predicted model, not a curated record. NCBI's taxonomy places the organism in Eukaryota, Metazoa, Chordata, Aves, Passeriformes, Tyrannidae.
AUCACGAUCCCUCGAGGGAGUGAUGGCUUUGGUUUCACCAUCUGCUGUGACUCCCCAGUCCGUGUGCAGGCCGUGGACUCCGGUGGCCCAGCAGAGAAGGCAGGUCUGCAGCAGCUGGACACGGUGCUGCAGCUGAACGAGCAGCCUGUGGAGCACUGGAAGUGUGUGGAGCUGGCGCACGAAAUCCGGAACUGCCCCAGCGAGAUCAUCCUCCUGGUGUGGAGGCUGGUCCCGCAGGUGAAGGCAGGCCACGAGGGGAUGAUCCGCAGGUCCUCCUGCAAGUCCGCCUACGACCUGCAGUGCCCCCCGCACAAGCGGGAGAAGAACAGCGCGGGGCCCCCCCCGGGCGAGCAGCGCCGCAGCUGCCACGUCCUGUACGACAGCAGCGAGGGGCUGCUGCUCAACGGCUGGGACAGGUACACAGAGCUGGGCAAGAGGGGCCAGAACACCCUGCCAGCCCUGUCCCGGGUGCCCUCGGCCGCCGACCAGAACUACAUCAUCCUGACGCCCCUGAACCCGGGCAGCCAGCUGCUGAGGCCUGUCUAUCAAGAGGACAACACCACUGGGG